AUGAAAGGUGAAGUAAUCAAAGGUCCUCCAGGCACUCCAUGUGCUCAAAAUACCAGCCUGGGAUGGAUUCUGUUUGGCCACAUACAAAGCAACAGAGAAAAUUAUGAGGUCAGUGUCAUGCAUCUUAAUUUGAAUUUAGAUGACAUGCUGAGGAAUAUGUGGGAGCAAGGUACAGAUGAAAAAAGAGCAUUAACAGCAGAAGAAAAAACAUGUGAAGAAAUAUAUCAAGCUACAACGCACAGAACAUCAGAAGGACGUUAUAUUGUAAAACUUCCAACAAAACAAAAACCACUUUUAUCACCAUCAGGAAGAACAAGAGAUAUAGCACUGAGAAAUUUGUAUCAAUUAGAAAAGAAAUUCGAAAAAGAUCAAAGCUUAGAAAGUGAAUACACAAGGGUGAUGCAAGAAUAUAUAGAGUUAAAUCAUUUAGAGAGAGUACCAGAAAAUGAAAUUAACAACCCAGCAGUAUACCUUCCUCAUCAUGCCGUUGUAAGACAAGAUAAAGAAACAAGUAAAGUGAGAACAGUUUUUAAUGCUUCGCAAAAGGGAAACAACAACAUUUCCCUCAAUGAAGAGCUACUGGUAGGACCACAGUUACAAGACGACAUGAGAAGCUUAAUCAUGAGAUGGCGAAUGAAAAGGAUCUGUUUUGUUGCUGACAUCCAAAAAAUGUACCGUCAAAUUUUAUUCUCAAAAGAAGAUAGAGAUUUACAAAGGAUAUUAUGGAGAAAUUGCAAAAUCCAACCAGUACAAGAUUAUCGUCUCCUGAGAGUUACGUUUGGAACUGCUUCUGCUCCAUAUUUAGCAGUAAGAACCUUGCAUCAAGUUGCGGAAGACGAAGGUCGAGAUUACUCUGAUGCUGCCAGAAUUAUAAAGGAAGACUUUUACAUGGAUGAUCUGAUGUCAGGCAAGGACACACUUCAAGAUGCAAUCAAAGUAGCGAAAGAGAUUGGGUUUAUUUUGCAGAAGGGAGGUUUCACUCUUCAGAAGUGGUGCUCAAACAACGCAGAGUUCUUAAAACAAUUUGAACCCUCUGAAAGAAGUUCUCAAGUACACCUAGAUAUAAAGAUAGAUGGAACAAUACGGGCACUAGGCUUACAAUGGGACAUGGGAAAGGAUGUAUUUAAAUAUAGUCUUCACUUACCUUCUAUGGCUGAUACUGUAACUAAAAGAACAAUCCUAGCCGACAUUCAAAGAUUAUUUGAUCCACUUGGCUGGUUAGCACCUUCUAUAUUGCCUGCAAAAUUACUCAUACAACAUUUAUGGAUACAAGGAAUUUCAUGGGAUGAAGAAGUUAACCACUUAAUUGCAGAAAAAUGGAGAAAACUGCGAGAAAGCUACCAAUACUUACCUGAGGUAGAGAUCAACCGGUGGCUGCAUACAUCUGAAAAUGUAAUGAAUAAUGUUACAGUUCAUGGUUUUUGUGACGCAUCUACUCAAGCAUACGCUGCAGUUGCUUACUUAAGAGUUCAAACUAUAGAUGGAUUGGUUAAGACAGAAAUAAUCGCAGCGAAAACACGUUUAGCUCCUAUCAAACCUCAAUCCUUACCUCGUUUGGAGCUUAACGGGGCUGUACUCCUGGCGGGACUCCUGAAAAAAAAUAAAGGAAGCUAUGAAAAUACCCACCUGUCAAAUAUUCGCGUGGACGGAUUCCACCAUAGUACUCUCUUGGCUUUUUGGAGAUCCUGCAAGGUGGAAUACAUUUGUGAGAAACAGAGUUGUUGA
Parnassius mnemosyne (clouded apollo) is the source of this 1725-nucleotide messenger RNA. Lineage: Eukaryota; Metazoa; Arthropoda; Insecta; Lepidoptera; Papilionidae. The record is from the annotation of a GenBank genome assembly.